GAUCCCCACCACCUGAUUUUAUUACAAGACGUCUGCCGGCCGUGCAGCUCGGACGACCACUCACGAGAUGAUGGGCGCUGACGUGAAAUGGACGCUUUUGACAUUCGCCUUGUGCUUUCCUUUCACGGCCUGUUUCGGAGAUGAUUUGACAACACAGGAGAGGCUUUUUUUAAGCUCCAUGGGACUGUCUAGCAGACCCAAGCCGUCCACGCGAAUCCCGGUGCCAUCCAUGCUCUGGAAGAUCUUUGAAACGAAAGCCAUGCCUGAUGCUUCUGGAAGUGACAGCUGUAGGGUGGCCGAAUUUAACGUGCGGGGGAACAUCGUCCGGUAUAUUCAAGAUCAAGGAGCCGCCAUCCCAGUAACAAGCAGUCAGUGCUCAACAUGUCUGGAGAAACUUCUUUACUUCAAUAUGUCCGUCUUGGAGGACGUUGAAGAGCUCACCAUGGCGCAGCUGGAGGUGAGCUUCGACCACAACUUUUAUGACCUCUUUAGCAAUGCCGAGACUUUUAGCUUGUCGCUUUUUAAAAAUGUAAAGACGCCUUUGAAGGGAGUACCACACGAGUCUAACCGAAAACUGCUCCUGUCCCAAUCACUGGAGCCCUCUCAUAAAACGAUUCAUUUUAACCUCACGAAACUGGCGCAGGUAUGGAGGGAUCACCAGAAGAACAUCGGCCUGGUCCUCGCCCUGCACCCUGCGAAGACAAGAUCUGAUGGUUUGCUGGCUAUGGACAGUUCCAUACACCCUCACCAUUUCAGGGCUCGGCCCAUCUUCAGCACAUCUCUAGUGGUGGUCUCUCUGAACCCCCUUCAGUGCAGGUCGAGGAGGAAGCGAAGUGCUUACUACCUGCCCGUGACACCCAGUAAUGUCUGCAAGCCCAGAAGGCUAUAUGUUGAUUUCAAGGAUGUCGGGUGGCAAGACUGGAUAAUCGCCCCCCAGGGAUACAUGGCCAACUACUGCCAGGGGGAGUGCCCAUUUCCAUUAAGUGAGAGUCUCAAUGGAACCAAUCAUGCCAUCCUUCAGACACUGGUUCACUCCUUCGACCCAAAAGGCACUCCACAACCGUGCUGUGUUCCUAUUAAAUUAUCACCCAUCUCGAUGCUUUACUAUGACAACAACGAUAACGUGGUCCUCCGGCAUUACGAAGACAUGGUGGUGGAUGAGUGUGGCUGCAGAUGAAGGGGAAAACCAUUUUUAAUGUUCAGGCUGAUUGUUUUAACAUUUGUGUACUGUCAACCAAUAAAGCUUUCAUUAAAAAGAA
Molecule: messenger RNA, 1259 nt
Organism: Erpetoichthys calabaricus (reedfish)
Lineage: Eukaryota; Metazoa; Chordata; Cladistia; Polypteriformes; Polypteridae
Gene: gdf3
Product: growth differentiation factor 3
Exons: 2
Coding region: 68-1177 (369 amino acids)
Biological process (GO): BMP signaling pathway; SMAD protein signal transduction
Cellular component (GO): extracellular region
Molecular function (GO): cytokine activity; growth factor activity
Source: RefSeq, a predicted model, not a curated record